GUCAGAUCUCGGGCCAGGACUGGCGGAUAUACACAAUGGGGUCUCUAUUCCGGAGUGAGGCCAUGUGCCUGGCACAGCUUUUCCUCCAGGCCGGCUCGGCUUAUGAUUGUGUCAGCGAACUGGGGGAGAUGGGGCUGGCAGAGUUCAGGGAUCUCAACCCUCAUGUAAGUGCCUUCCAGAGAAAAUUUGUUGGUGAAGUAAAGAAGUGUGAAGAGUUGGAAAGAAUAUUAGGGUAUUUGGUUCAGGAAAUCAAGAAAUCUGACAUUCCAGUUCCAGAAGGAAAUAUGUUGCCAGCAGCCCCACUUCCAAAACACGUGCUAGAAAUACAGGAACAGUUGCAGAAGCUAGAAUCUGAAUUGAGGGAAGUAAAUAAGAACAAGGAUAAGCUACAAAAAAACCUUCAGGAAUUAACCGAAUAUACUCAAAUGCUGCGAGUAACCAAGGGCUUUGUGCAGAGAUCAUCAGAGCAGGAAACCUCUUCACUUACGAUUUAUGAGGAGUUUCCUGCUUUGGAAAAGGAAUCCUUAAUGGACUAUACUUGUAUGCAGAGGCUUGGAGCCAAACUGGGGUUUGUGUCUGGCCUAGUUCACUGUGCCAAACUUGAAUCGUUUCAGAAGAUGCUGUGGAGGGUUUGCAAGGGCUAUACCAUUCUCACGUACAAGGAGCUAGACGUGUUUUUAAAUGACCCUGAAACUGAAGAGCCAACAAAAUGGUUUGUGUUUCUAAUUUCUUACUGGGGAGACCAGAUUGGACAGAAAGUGAAAAAGAUCUGCGACUGUUACCAUUGCCACAUGUAUCCUUACCCAAACUCCUCUGAGGAAAGACAAGAGAUAAUAUCUGGACUGAACAUAAGAAUUCAAGACUUGCAGACGGUGAUUUCCCAAACUGAGGAUUAUCUCAGACAAGUUCUCUACAAGGCGUCAGAGUCCAUCUUCAAGUGGGUUAUUCAAGUCAAGAAAAUGAAAGCUGUAUAUCAUGUGCUGAACUUAUGCAGUUUUGAUGUCACCAACAAGUGUCUGAUUGCUGAAGUAUGGUGUCCUGUGACGGAUCUUCAGAACGUGAGACAAGCACUUGAGGAAGGCUCAAGAAAAAGUGGAGCUUCUCUACCAUCUUUCAUCAAUCGCAUUCCCACCAAUGACACACCUCCAACAUUAAUCCGAACAAACAAAUUCACUUCUGGCUUUCAAAACAUUGUGGAUGCCUAUGGAGUGGGGACUUAUGGAGAAGUGAACCCAGCUCCCUACACUAUUAUCACUUUUCCUUUCCUGUUUGCCAUUAUGUUUGGAGAUUUUGGACAUGGACUCCUGAUGGCUCUAUUUGCUUUUUUUCUCAUUCUCUAUGAAAAAAAAUUUCAACAUACUCAAGAUGAAAUUAUGAAGGCGUUUUUUGAAGGUCGAUACAUUAUCCUACUUAUGGGGCUUUUUUCAAUUUACACUGGGCUUAUCUACAAUGACUGCUUCUCAAAGUCAGUGAACAUAUUUGGGUCUAGCUGGAAUGUUUCUGCGAUGUACAAGGCUGGGGUCUGGACGAAUACAAAUACUGUUCCGGACGAGUAUAUGACUCUGGUUCCUACUGUACCUGGAGUUUUUACUGGAGCUUAUCCCUUUGGAAUAGACCCAAUCUGGAAUUUGGCAACAAACCGUCUUACCUUCCUGAACUCUUUCAAAAUGAAAAUGUCCAUCAUUCUAGGUGUCAUACAUAUGACAUUUGGAGUAGUUCUAAGUGUUUUCAACUACAUGCACUUCAAGAAGAAAUUCUGUGUGUAUCUGGUCUUCAUCCCUGAGCUUAUCUUCAUGAUGUGUAUCUUUGGUUACCUCGUCUUCAUGGUUGUAUUCAAGUGGUUAGCAUGGUCUGCAGAGAAUUCCAAGAAUGCACCUAGUAUUCUCCUUCACUUCAUCAAUAUGUUUAUGUUCACUGGCAAUGACAAGAAACAGAACCCUGAUCUCUACCCAGGGCAGGCUGGAUUCCAGAUUUUCCUUGUAGUUAUUGUGUUCCUCUGUGUGCCCGUAAUGCUAUUUGGGAAACCCUUGUACCUAUACUGGCAGCAUCAUGGAGGACAGACCUUUGGAAAUUAUAGGAAGGGAUACACAUUAGUCCGUCGAGGAAGUGAAGAAGAGUUGUCUUUGCUGCGGUCACAUGAUUUGGAAGAAGGAGAAGACCAUACAGGCCGUGAGGUUCAGAGGGACAGAGAAAAAGAAAAGUUUGAUGUGGCAGAUGUGUUUAUGCAUCAGGCCAUCCACACCAUAGAAUAUUGCCUUGGAUGUAUUUCUAACACAGCUUCCUACCUGCGACUCUGGGCUUUAAGCCUUGCACAUGCCCAACUAUCUGAAGUGUUGUGGACAAUGGUAUUGCGAAAGGGUCUUUGUAUGCCACACUCCAUUGUUGGUGUAUUUCUUCUGGUGCUAGCUAUAGCUGCAUUUGUAUCAUUGACCGUUUUCAUUCUUCUUGUUAUGGAGGGACUUUCUGCAUUCUUACAUGCACUCCGUUUACACUGGGUGGAAUUUCAGAACAAGUUUUAUUCUGGGGCAGGAUACAAAUUUACACCGUUCUUAUUUAAACACAUGUCUCUCCAUCUGGACAAAGAGUAUUUUCCAUAGCCCAUGCUUCCUUGGUUAUACAAAUUAUACAGAUUUUAUAUAA
This is a messenger RNA of Nanorana parkeri, 2640 nucleotides long. It is a transcript of the gene ATP6V0A2, whose product is annotated as ATPase H+ transporting V0 subunit a2. The record is from RefSeq and is a predicted model, not a curated record. Gene Ontology annotation, cellular component: vacuolar proton-transporting V-type ATPase, V0 domain; vacuolar proton-transporting V-type ATPase complex; plasma membrane. Bases 36 to 2597 code for a protein of 853 amino acids. Gene Ontology annotation, molecular function: proton-transporting ATPase activity, rotational mechanism; ATPase binding. Gene Ontology annotation, biological process: vacuolar acidification; proton transmembrane transport. The transcript is spliced from 21 exons. Lineage: Eukaryota; Metazoa; Chordata; Amphibia; Anura; Dicroglossidae.